AUGAUUAGCAUUGUUAUUAUGAAUUUUAUUCUUCGUAUUCCGGUUAUUAUUUUCUCUGUUCAAGCUCUCUUUGGAGUUGCAAGUCUCCCAACGCUUGAUUUUAUAUAUAUUCUUUUCUUGCCUGUUAGCAUCCAGUAUUCGUGCUUAUUCACGUCUAUAAUCUGAGUCCAAAUUUUUGUUCUUCACGUUGGGUUAUUCUUGGUUCGGGUCAUUAUCGUCAUGAUACUUUUGUUUGGCGCACAUGAUUAUUUGUUGAUGGAUCAUAGAGUUAACAGGGCAUAGUUCUCUAGAUGGCUGUGUUCCUAGAGACUGAUAGCAAAUCUUUUUAGCUGUUGAGAAUAUGAAGUUGGGUGUUUGGAAGGGGGAAAAAAAAAAGGGAAACAGCUAUGGAACUCUGUUUAAAUGAUCAGUACUAUUGUACUAAUACAAUGCUUAGGUAUACUCUUGCCUCUUGAACAUGAAACGUCCCGGUUCGUUGGAAACCAAUGCACCAGGAAUGCUAUGCAGUGAUUGAAUCUCAUUGUGUUUCACAGACACAAGAACGAUUUUUUUUUUUUUUUUUUGCCCAGUUAGGGUCUUGAUUAAGAUGGAUAGGUUUCCACUGAAACUAAUUCUUUGAUCUACUGCUUAUUUGCUUAACAUACCUGACUAAUUCUGAUUUCUAACCUGAAUCCUUGAAAAUUUUACUCGUUGUAUUCUCGUAUCUUUUGCCUCACCUUCGUAGGGAUACAAAAACUAGCGAACUCCAUUCUUGAGAAAAUAUGUUGUAUUGGUUAGCUAGACUUGGAACAUUUCUAUCAAGACUUUUAUGCAAUCUUUCCUUGGAGGAUGGUUUAACCAUGAUACUACCUACAUCCUAUCUUGCCCUUACAUCUUACCUUACCCUUGUCAUCUAAGUUGAUCUUAUGUGACAUGCAAUCUUUGUUUAAUUUAGCACAAGAGGUGCAAGAAUAGUGAAUUAUUUAUUCGCUUGAGCCUUUUUUUCAGUAAAAUACUGUAGUAUCCUAAAUACACAGUUAACUAGUCUUCCUUCGAAACUGCACAACUAAUUUAUGGUCGCUCAGAAAAUUUUUCUAUUGAUGAUCAAACCCAAGGUGUGAAGUCGAACUAAUUUUUUCAAACAUCACAUGACAGAACCUGCCCUUUAUGGAGCUGUUUAUGGAAGAGUGGUGUGCUUUGUGAAGUUUCUAUUCCUAAGAUACCUUGACAUGAUGGUUUAUGUUGGAUGCUUUAUUUCACAUAUACCCUGAGAUGGAGCUGAAAGUGAGUGACAUAAGAGACCACUCGCACUCCCUGGGCCAAAAGAUGAAACCUGCAAACGUUAAAACUUGUGAUGUUAAGGAUUAUCAUUCUCAAAGUGACCUUUGGACUGAUGGGCUUAUUUGUGCCUUUGAAUUUGUUGGAGGGAAAAAAAAAUCAGUUCAAUCAAAUUCCCCCAAAAAUAUCCCAGGUAAACAACAAAUGGACGUUGUGCAUCCUAAGAUGCAUGUUCCUACAGAUGGUUCAAGAGGAGCUUCCCUGAGUCCAGACGGAAACAAGUUAUCAGAGUCAUCAUCUACAUUUCAUUUAAGUGGUAGUCGGUUGCAUACCUUGGGUGACAGAGAUGGCCAUUUUUUUCAGUAUAACCAAUUUAAUGCUGCAGAAAAAUUUGAGCAUAGUCAUUGGGUACCAAUUGGGUGGACAAGAAUUUUGGAGCUUGUCCAAACAGUUCAGGUCAAUGCAGUCUGGGCCUCUCAGCAGUUUGAGUUUGCAGAUGAUGAAGAUGAUUUCACCGUGGCAGAUAUAGCAGCUCCCUAUAGGGAGCGUCCAUCGGGGCCUGUAUGGUGGUGCAAUGUGUCUGCAGGUCACCGCAACAUUGAGUCGUGGCUUAGAAAUGCUCAGUGGCUUCAUCCUGCCAUUAGUGUAGCUCUAAGAGAUGAAAGUCGGUUAAUAAGUGAGCGGAUGAAACACCUUCUCUAUGAGGUCCCAGUCAGAGUUGCUGGAGGUCUGUUAUUUGAGCUCUUGGGACAGUCUGCUGGUGAUCCCUUUGUUGAUGAAGAUGACGUCCCUGUAGUACUUAGGUCUUGGCAUGCGCAAAACUUCCUAGUGACUGUAAUGCAUGUAAAAGGAUCCGUGUCAAGAGUGAAUGUUUUGGGUAUCACAGAAGUCCAGGAACUUCUUUCUGUUGGAGGGUAUAACAUGCCAAGGACUGUGCAUGAAGUUAUAGCACAUUUAGCGUGCCACCUUUCUCAAUGGGAUGAUAGGUUUUUCCGUAAAUCAAUAUUUGGGGCAGCUGACGAGAUUGAAUUGAAGUUUAUGAACAGGAGAAAUCAUGAAGACAUAAACCUUUUAAGCAUAAUUCUUAAUCAAGAAAUCAGAAGGUUAUCUAGACAGGUUAUCAGAGUAAAGUGGUCACUCCAUGCGAGAGAGGAGAUUGUGUUUGAACUUCUCCAACACGUCAGAGGCAAUGUGGCUAGAAAUCUGUUAGAGGGAAUAAGAAAGAGCACAAGGGACAUGAUUGAAGAGCAAGAAGCAGUUCGAGGCCGCCUAUUUACCAUUCAGGAUGUUAUGCUGAGCAGUGUCCGUGCCUGGCUUCAGGAUAGAAGCCUGCGGGUGACGCAUAAUUUAGGCGUAUUUGGGGGAUGUGGUGUUGUUCUUACCAUCAUUACUGGACUAUUUGGAAUCAAUGUUGAUGGAAUACCUGGGGCAGCAAAUACGCCAUAUGCAUUUGGUGUCUUCACGGCCAUUACUUUCUUUAUAGGAGCAGUGCUGAUUGCACUUGGUCUGGUUUACCUCGGACUGAAAAAACCUAUUGCCGAGGAACAGGUUGAAGUUAGGAAGCUAGAGCUGCAAGAAUUGGUGAGGAUGUUUCAGCAUGAAGCAGAGACUCAUGCUCAAGUCCGUAAAUGUGUUCACCGACAUAACUUACCUCCUACUGCCGGGGAUACUUUUGACCAGGACGCAGACUACGUUCUCAUACGAUAGAGGUGCUGUAAUCUAACUUCUCAAGGUUGAUUUCAGAAAAUUCAAUUAAUGUCCUGAAGUUUGUAUGAAGUAAACUGUAUCCUAGUUGGUAUAGGGUAUCUAACAAUCAUAGCAAAUUAAUUUAUUCUCAGAAAAUGUAGUAUAAGUCAAACCCUAGAAUAGGAUAACACCCUUUGGGUCUUGGGAUGUGAUAGACUCCUAAUGAAAAUUGCUGGUGACCAGUUACUCUUUUUAUCUCUACACUAAAA
This is a messenger RNA of Prosopis cineraria, 3212 nucleotides long. RefSeq lists its product as uncharacterized. Gene Ontology annotation, cellular component: membrane. Gene Ontology annotation, molecular function: metal ion transmembrane transporter activity. Bases 1219 to 2964 code for a protein of 581 amino acids. Lineage: Eukaryota; Viridiplantae; Streptophyta; Magnoliopsida; Fabales; Fabaceae. The transcript has 7 exons. The record is from RefSeq and is a predicted model, not a curated record. Gene Ontology annotation, biological process: transmembrane transport; metal ion transport.